Monosiga brevicollis MX1 is the source of this 753-nucleotide messenger RNA. RefSeq lists its product as uncharacterized. Bases 1 to 753 code for a protein of 250 amino acids. NCBI's taxonomy places the organism in Eukaryota, Choanoflagellata, Craspedida, Salpingoecidae. Gene Ontology annotation, biological process: carbohydrate metabolic process; pentose-phosphate shunt, non-oxidative branch. Gene Ontology annotation, molecular function: transaldolase activity. Gene Ontology annotation, cellular component: intracellular anatomical structure. The record is from RefSeq and is a predicted model, not a curated record. The transcript has 8 exons.
AUGGGCAGCGUGGUUCUCUUGCUUUUAUUGGCUCCUUUCUCUGGUCUGGCUCCAGUGAUGGCCAACGCUCUGGAGAAGCUCAAACAGUACACCAAGGUGGUCGCGGACACGGGUGACUUUGAUACCAUCAAGGAAUUCCAGCCCCAGGAUGCUACUACGAACCCCUCGCUGGUGUACAAGGCUGCGCAAAUGAAGCAGUACUCCAAGGUUGUGGACAAGGCCAUCAAGUAUGCCAAGGAAAAUGCCUCCAGCAAAGAUGAGCAAGUUGAGCUCGCCUCGGACGCUCUCUUUGUUGGCUUCGGCACUGAAAUCCUCAACAUUGUUCCUGGCCGCGUCUCGACUGAGGCUCAGAACCCCAACAAGGAAUACACUGCUGAGACUGAUCCCGGGGUCGAAUCCGUGACCUCAAUUUACAACUACUACAAGAAGCAUGGUUAUAAGACCGUUGUUAUGGGUGCCUCCUUCCGCAACCCGGGCGAGGUCAUGGCUUUGGCUGGCUGCGACUUGCUGACCAUUUCCCCUGAACUCCUCGGCAAGCUGAAGGAGGAUUCCGACAGCAAGGUGCCCCAGGCUCUUUCCGUCGAGAAGGCCCAGUCAGUGGACGUGGAGAAGAUUUCUUUGGAUGAGAAGCAAUUCCGCUGGAUGCUGAACGAGGAUGCCAUGGCCACCGAAAAGCUUUCCGAGGGCAUCCGCAAGUUUGCUGCUGAUCAGAUCAAGCUUGAGGAGCAGAUCAAGGGCCUACUCAACGAAUAA